GCGAGCGCGAUUGGUCGUUUGUCUCCACGUGCGAUCGGCUGGCGACCAGUUCAAGGUGACCGGCUCCAGCGGUCCCGCGACCCUCGUGAGGAUAAGGGGCUCAGAAAACGGAUGACGAUUGAGCGCCAAAGACACGGCGGAAAGGGUGUCCAAAAUCAGACUCCGCGGCCCGUCCCGACGCCAAUCCCAGGUCGGAAAGCAUUUUUUUUUUCUUCCCGCCCUAAAUUGCGAGCGCGAUUGGUCGUUUGUCUCCACGUGCGAUCGGCUGGCGACCAGUUCAAGGUGACCGGCUCCAGCGGUCCCGCGACCCUCGUGAGGAUAAGGGGCUCAGAAAACGGAUGACGAUUGAGCGCCAAAGACACGGCGGAAAGGGUGUCCAAAAUCAGACUCCGCGGCCCGUCCCGACGCCAAUCCCAGGUCGGAAAGCAUUUUUUUUUUCUUCCCGCGACGCACUGGAUGUCAAAUCCGCUUUUCCGCGCUCUUAUCGUUGAAAUCCUUUCGAGUUUGCAAUUAGCAUUAUCGCUGCAGCUUUUCCGGCGAGGAAUCCCCGUCCAAAUCCCGUUUAGGAUCCAAUCGGUCACGUCGGGCGGAAGAUAAGACGGCGCGGCCGAGCCACUUUGGGCCAGUGCGGCGGCCAUGGACGGCGACGGCGACGGCAACGGCACGGAGGCGGAGGCGGAGGCGCCCACCGUCUUCCCCCGCGCGGGCUACAGCGUCCUGGCCUUCCUGAUGUUGGUCAACACGGUGCUGACGGUGUUCAACAACGGCACGGUGAUCGCCGUGUCCCUGAGGAACCCCGGCCUGCUGCACCCCAUGAACGUCUUCAUCCUGAGCCUGGCCGUGUCCGACCUGAUGAUCGGCCUGUGCGGCUCGCUGGUGGUCACCGUCACCAACUACCACGGCUCCUUCUUCUUGGGACGCGCCGCCUGCGUCUUCCAGGGCUUCGCCGUCAACUACUUCGGCCUGGUGUCGCUGUGCACGUUGACCCUGCUGGCGUACGAGCGCUACAACGUGGUGUGCGAGCCCCGCGCCGCCCACGCGCUGAGCAUGCGGCGCAGCGUCACGGGGCUCCUGGCCGUCUGGCUCUUCUGCCUGUUCUGGGCCGUGGCGCCGCUGUUGGGGUGGAGCGGGUACCGGCCCGAGGGCGUGCAGACGUCCUGCUCGCUGGCCUGGGAGGAGCGAUCGUGGAGCAACUACACCUAUCUCGUCUUCUACACGCUCGUGUGCUUCGUCUUCCCGGUGGCCGUCAUCGUCUACUGCUACUGCAAAGUUCUGGCGUCCAUGCGGAAGUUGAACAAGAGCGUGGAGCAGCAGGUGGGGCGUUCCCUGCAGAAGGAGACGGACCGCGCCGUGGCGAUGGUCCUGGCCAUGACGGCGGCCUUCUUCGCCUGCUGGCUGCCGUACACGGCGCUGUCCGCGGCGGUGGUGCUGGACCCGGACCUGCGCAUCCCGCCCCUGCUGGCCACCAUGCCCAUGUACUUCGCCAAGACCAGCCCCGUGUACAACCCCAUCAUCUACUUCCUGUCCAACAAGCAGUUUCGAGACGCCACCCUGGAGAUGCUGUCCUGCGGCCGCUACGUCCCCCGCGGGACGGCCGCCGUCGUCAGCGUCGGCAUGCGACCCCUGGGCGGGAGGGGCAAGGGCGGCGCCUGCGGCAGGAUCAACAGGCACGGGAAGGUGCUGCCUCUGUGAUGGACCCCCGACCGGACCCCUCCCGACACGACACACUCACCCACAGACCGGGGGUCCGCACGGGGGGGGCUUGACAGCCGGCCAGCGGGAGGACGACAAAGGAAGCGAGGGGUCGUCCUCCUGCUCCGCGCUCGAGCGCUCCCAAGACCGGCCGAGUGUCGUUUUCCUCACUUGGUUUGGCCCGUCGUCAUCGGCGCCGUGUGGGCCGCUUCAUUAGGUACACCCGCACCUCGCCCAUCACGACACGGAGGGGGGGGAAAAAAAAAAAAAAAACCCAAAAAAACGCUCUCCAGGUAGGCCGACGCCAUCGUCGCAACACACUGCGACCUUGACUUCCAAGUUACCAAUUCACUUAUAUAUCUAUAUGUAUAUACACAGUAUAAAUACAUACAAAUACAUAUAUAUAUACGAGAGAUAUCCU
This is a messenger RNA of Syngnathoides biaculeatus (alligator pipefish), 2113 nucleotides long. RefSeq names its product parietopsin (gene parietopsin). Gene Ontology annotation, molecular function: G protein-coupled receptor activity. The coding region runs from base 637 to 1692 and encodes 351 amino acids. Gene Ontology annotation, biological process: visual perception; G protein-coupled receptor signaling pathway. Lineage: Eukaryota; Metazoa; Chordata; Actinopteri; Syngnathiformes; Syngnathidae. The transcript is spliced from 4 exons. The record is from RefSeq and is a predicted model, not a curated record. Gene Ontology annotation, cellular component: membrane; photoreceptor outer segment.